AAACGAUGGUGCAAGUGACUGGUUGCUGGAGUUUAGUGGAAGUUUUGCGAAUUAGUGAUGAAAAAACUUGAGUCACCAUGGCCGAUUCUUCGUCCCACCUGAACUGGCUGAUCAUCCGCGAUCACAACGCGUUCCUGCUGAAGCGCCGGAACAUCCGCAAGCCAUUCAGCACGGAGCCAAACAAUCUGACCAACCUGAGCUCGUUCCGUUACAGCGGACUGGUCCACAAGAAGUCGCUCGGAAUCGUGCCUGCGGAUAAGGGCAUCUCCGUCGUCUACAAGCGGCCAAAGUACCAGACCAAGCCGGCCAAGGCCACCGUGAAGGUGACGCUGAAGCACAAGCCACGCCGCGCCCUCAAGAAGCUGAAGAACAUCAUCAACGGCAACCGGUACCGGCGGGACCUGCGCCAGGCUGCCCUGCGCCGUGCCAGCGCCCUGCUGCGUGCCCAGCGCCCCGCUGCCGGAGCGGCCCCCGCCGCCAAGAAGGGAGCCAAGCCCGCGGCCGCCACCGCUGCUGCUGCCGGUGCCGCCGCGCCCAAGAAGGCCGAAUAAGAUGUGUCUGUAUUUGGAUGAGGGGAGUGAAAUGUGUAGCACCCGAAAUAACAGCUUCGACCCCGGGUGUACGGCGAAACCUCUGUGAGGAAAUGGUUUAAAACAUGAUAAAUAUACAAAAGUAAUCUAAAACGGUAAA
Messenger RNA from Culex pipiens pallens (northern house mosquito), 690 nucleotides. RefSeq names its product 60S ribosomal protein L28 (gene RpL28). The record is from RefSeq and is a predicted model, not a curated record. Gene Ontology annotation, biological process: translation. NCBI's taxonomy places the organism in Eukaryota, Metazoa, Arthropoda, Insecta, Diptera, Culicidae. Gene Ontology annotation, cellular component: cytosolic large ribosomal subunit; ribosome. The transcript is spliced from 4 exons. Gene Ontology annotation, molecular function: structural constituent of ribosome. The coding region runs from base 78 to 551 and encodes 157 amino acids.